Symsagittifera roscoffensis is the source of this 718-nucleotide messenger RNA. RefSeq names its product nuclear cap-binding protein subunit 2-like. Gene Ontology annotation, cellular component: nuclear cap binding complex. Gene Ontology annotation, molecular function: RNA cap binding. The transcript is spliced from 3 exons. The record is from RefSeq and is a predicted model, not a curated record. Bases 98 to 586 code for a protein of 162 amino acids. Lineage: Eukaryota; Metazoa; Xenacoelomorpha; Acoela; Convolutidae. Gene Ontology annotation, biological process: mRNA cis splicing, via spliceosome.
UCAGAUUUAGUUUUGCGUCUUUAAACUGGAGAUUGGGCAGUGCCUUGGUACCUUGAGUGUCGCAAUCGAAGCAGGUUAGUGAUCAAAGAGCACCGAGAUGCACAAGAUCCACGUGAAGAACAAGAGCCAAGUAGAAACGACAGAAUACUUCGACGGAAGAUACCAGGCAGGUAACAAGGACGACUACUUGGACCAGAUAGCGAACAGCAGCACACUCUAUGUAGGCAACCUCUCCUUCUUCACUUUUGAGGAACAGAUUUACGAAUUGUUCUCUCGGGCGGGAGACGUUAGACGAGUGAUCAUGGGUCUGGACAGGGUGACGAAGACACCGUGUGGAUUCUGUUUUGUGGAGUACUAUACACGAGAUGACGCCCUGAAUGCAAUGCGAUAUGUGAAUGGAACUCGCUUGGACGACAGAAUUAUCCGAACAGACUGGGACGCUGGCUUCAAAGAGGGCCGGCAGUUCGGAAGAGGUCGAACAGGGGGCCAAGUAAGAGACGAGGUCAGAGUUAACUUCGAUGUGGGAAGAGGAGGAUAUGGAAAGGAAAUGCAGAAACAGAUGAAGCAACAUGUCCGCUCCUUCUGAAGCUAACCUGUCCUAAUUUCAAACCAGUCUAAAACAACUAAUUAUGCUGAUUUAUGAUGAUGUCUUUUUUUGAAAUCUGGUUUGAGAUGAGCUGAGUAAAAGUAUAAUUUGCGAGAAUGUUUUCUCAGAUUC